Messenger RNA from Lycium barbarum (goji berry), 1363 nucleotides. RefSeq lists its product as uncharacterized. The record is from RefSeq and is a predicted model, not a curated record. Lineage: Eukaryota; Viridiplantae; Streptophyta; Magnoliopsida; Solanales; Solanaceae. The transcript is spliced from 2 exons. The coding region runs from base 462 to 896 and encodes 144 amino acids.
AAAAAAAAAAUAUCUCUUCCAUAUUCCUUUAUUUUCUUCCAUCACUUUCCAGCUGUUAAAAGUACUUGGGUUUUUGGAUCCAAAUCUUGAAGUCCAUAUGUCUAUAUAAGGCUUCAUCCAAAUCAGUCACAAAAAAGAAUAGUUCAAAAUCCUAAAAACUUGACACUUGGGGAGCUGUAAAUGGGCCAUAUUUCCAUUGUCAAUAUCCCAUGCUGACCUCUAUUUCAGUUGUAUAUGCUCUACUGAUUUGAGGGCAUAAAAAUUGAACCUUUGGUGAGCUAAAAAAGAAGGUAAUUUUGGGUAUUGUUUCAAAUAAUCAAAAGGGGUCAUCUUGAUUUUUCUCUUAUGUAUUCUCCACUCAUAAAGAUUGAAGCUUUGGACCAUUUCAAGAAAGAAAGAAAAGAUUGAAGAUUUGGUGAGCUAAAAAAGGAGGUAAAUUCUUUGUUGUUUCAAGUGGAUCAAUGGGGUCAUCUGGUUUUUUCCUCUUAUGUAUUCUUCAUUCAAUGGUGGCCUUAACUUCUGGAGCUUUACUAAUGUUUUAUAGCAAUGAAGUAUUUAUAUUUAGCCAUGGCAGAGAACGGGCUAGUAAGCUUCUUGGAUCGACGCCUCAUGACCAAUUGAUAAUCCAAACAUCAGAUUCAUUUUCAGGACUGCUUUUAUUUGCAAUUGGUUUUUUCUUGUUCAUGGUUGCAUUUGUAAAAGACAGAGAGUUCCAAAGCUUCUUUGCUAAGGGAUGUGUCUUCCUUCAUAUAGCUAUGUCUAUUUGGAGAAUUUACUUUGAGAGCAAACUUGAGGAUCUCGGCCGUGAUUGGCUGAGAUUUGUUGUUGCUGACAUUGCUUUAGGACUUUCUUGGGUUUUCUUUCUUGUGUAUUCUUGGAGAGAGAAGUAUGAUUAGUCGUCGUUAAAAUUGGAACGAUACAGAGAAGAUUAGCAUGGCGCCUUAGCAAGGAUGACAUGAACAAAUCGAGGAAAGUGUGAUUAGUCUUUGUUUACUUGUGAUUGCCAUGUUCAUGCCUUGAAAGAAACAUCGAAGUCCAUAUUUACAUUUGUAUUCCACAAGAACGAUAAAAUUUGUUCUUGUUCAAAGAAUGAAUCAGCUAUGUCUCAAUUCCGAACUAGUUGGAUUGGGCUAAAGUUAUGUGAAAGUAUGCAUCAUCAAGGACUUAUGGAUAUGCUUGUGUGAUAGGAGACUACUUUGCAAGUGAGAUGUUGAAACACAACCAGAUUGUGCUUCUUUGCUUCAAUCUUGUAUGGUACUUUCUUCUCCUCUUUUUGUUGACAAUUUUUGUAUAGUACUUCAUUUUUUGCCUUAAUUAUCUUUGAUGUAAGUUCUGUUGAUAGAAUGAGAAGUGUUUGUGAUCA